Molecule: messenger RNA, 2108 nt
Organism: Trematomus bernacchii (emerald rockcod)
Lineage: Eukaryota; Metazoa; Chordata; Actinopteri; Perciformes; Nototheniidae
Gene: gltpd2
Product: glycolipid transfer protein domain containing 2
Exons: 4
Coding region: 459-1391 (310 amino acids)
Biological process (GO): ceramide transport; intermembrane lipid transfer
Cellular component (GO): membrane; cytosol; cytoplasm
Molecular function (GO): ceramide 1-phosphate transfer activity; ceramide 1-phosphate binding
Source: RefSeq, a predicted model, not a curated record
CAUGCCGCGUUGGCUCUGCAUUAUCAGCCACACACGGCUGAUCUCUGGACCCUCAGGUUGAGCAACACAACAAUAAGGCAGGCAGCUUCAAGAUCAGUCAGAAACAAAGGCAGGGUAGAGGAGAGACGUGGAUCCAAGAAAGCCAAAGGGAAAAAGAAAGAGCAACAUCAGGCUGAGCUGUGACAGUGACGGGGAAAGCAGCUGUGGUAAAAUAGAGUUAAACAUUGACAGGGGCUCUCUGUGAGGUACGGUGGCUGGGAGAACUUUUUAUUUCAGGUUUUGGGGAGGAGUAUGAAAGAUUUAGGAGGGUGAGGGGGGGUCAGAGGCAGGGGUCCGGCAGGGAGUAAUUGUGGCGACAGUCAGUGCAAGGGGAAAGGACUCAUGUGAGAACCAGAGGAAUUAAAACAUAGGGACAAAGAGAAGGAAGAGAGCUGGCAGACCCUAAGCAGGACUUCAGAAUGGGUGUGAAGAGCAAGGCUGCGGCGGCUAUCUUGGUGCUGCUGCUGUUCCUCGGCUCCCUGUGGCUCCACGGAGGUUUGGAUUACCACUGGGACUCCUGUUUAAAGGGUUAUAAUCAGGGGAACACGCUCCACCACCAGCUGUACAACAGCAGUGGGGCUGAUGGAGCCGAGGGGUCACAGGUCAUCGAGGGGUGCCCGGGUCAGACCUUCCAGGUGUCCAUGCUGCUGUCCCACCUGCAGGCUGCAUCUGAACUCACCUCCGACAUCCUGCUGCAGCCGUACCUGUCCAGCUGGGACGAGCUUGUCAGGUUUAUGGAAGCUAUGGGACCGAUGGUGGGGCUGAUAUCUAACGAGAUAGAAACCAAGACCUCUAUAAUCCGCCAACUGGCCCUGUUGGCAGAAGCGGACCCUGAAGCAGAGCUGGUGGGCCCGGAUAUACACUCAAUAAACGGAGAGGUCACAGAAGCUGGGGAAAAGACUGAUAAGGAGGCCUCACAACACACUGGUGCUUACCACUCUGUGCGCACCAUGAUCUGGACAGAGCUGGACCGAGGGCAGGUGAACUUCCACCACCAGACGGACUCUGGGUGUCGAACUCUCCUCCGUUUGCACCGCGCUUUGCUCUGGCUGAAGCUCUUCCUGGAGAAACUGUCUGAAACACCGGUGGCUGGUCGGCUCAGGAGCCCCUCGGAGCUCUGCAGAGAGGCGUAUCAGGGGACCCUCGCUCACCACCACACAUGGUUCGUCCGCAAGGCCGCUGAGCUGGCCUUCAUCGCCAUGCCGGAGCGGACUUUCUUCUUCCGGCUGGUGUGUGUGCAGAACCAGGAGGAGCUGAGCAUGUUGCUAAAAAGAGUGGUACAAUCCCUGGGAGAGGUUUACGACAGGACGCAGAGUGCCUUGGAAGAAAAUGGCAUGCUGGACUUGCCUUAGAAAAUACAAAAUGGCUGUGAGACUUGACCAUAUUUGCACUGUCUUCAAGGUAUCCUGGGCAUCACAGCUACAAAACGUGCUGCUAACUCAAAUGGCCUUUUUACUGCUGGAAUUCAUACGUGCCAUAUUUUUCCCUUCAAACCAAAGUGCUGCGUCAACAAUCAACUGAUACUGAAAGUGUGUUUGCUUUCGAUCGGUGUGGACAUUCCUUAUCACAUUUUAUGAGAUCACAUCUCGAUACCGUAAGGGCAGCUGAUGAUGCAUCUAGGCUGGCUUUGAAUUAUUUAAGCAGGUGCACAGAUAAGCUAAACACCACUGUAACCUUUGUUCAGCUUAAGAUAUGCUGGAGAUCAUCGCAGGGGAGAUGAUUUUGUAAUUUAUUGAUUUGUGUUUUUGUGCCAACCCCUGCCCACAUGUGAUUUUUUUACAUUCAGAAUAUUAUUGAAAAUGACUGCUGUUUUAACUGUAGAUAAUGCUUGGUGAUUUUGUAUGCUACCUCAAAAACUGACUAAGUCUAGCUGCCUUGUAGCCCUUAAAUCUGGGACCAAUCUAUCAUGAUUUAAGAGGUUUUACACAACGAAUCAACAAGUGCUGAGAAAAGGACAAUACAGUACUGAAAUGCAACUGUAGUGUGAGUGUGGAGAAUUGAUUGUUCCUGUUUUAUAUUGUAAAUGGUUGAAUGAUGUUCAGAAUGAUUAAAUAUCUUUUAAAAAAACG